CUGAUAUCAAACUUAUAACCACCGUCAUUGGGACAUGCUGAAGCGCACACUUGCCUACCAUGCCGGCCGCCAUGUCUCUACGUCUCCUCGAUCUGUGACUUCUGCGCGAUCUCCUUUUCAUCAUGGCGCACGUGGCUCCCGUGAGUCUUCUGCCGCCUCCAACUCAUCUGUGCAGCCCCAGGAGCAGACAAAGAGGAAGAGGGCAAAGAAGGCAGAUUUCUCCUUGUCUGUCGCCCACGAAGAGAUCAUGCUGGAGUUCCUCACGGAGAAUCCCAUAAUCUGGGACCGCAAAAGGAGCGACUACAGGAGGGUGCACAAGAAGGGCAAGCUGUGGCAUGACCAGGGCAUUCUCAUGGAAAAACCUGAUUUCCAUCUUCAGGGCUGGUUCAAAUCCCUGAGGGAUACGAACACACGUCUCCAUAAAAACAAGAGUGGGGAUGGGGCAUCUGAGCUGACAGAGAGGGAGCAGUGGAUCAAGGAUAAGUUUGUCUUCCUGAAGUCUGUUGUCCGUCACAGGCCUGAGCCCUACAAAAGUAUCAAAGCUGCCAGUGAUGAACAUCCCGGUGACCUAGACGCUGCUGAAGCUGCGUGUGCAGAUCUGCAGCUCCUGUCUCCUGAUGCCAUGCCCUCUGCCUCCACCUCCACCUCCACCUCCACCUCAGUUCCCCAUAAGGGAAUGGGCAAGCGGGCGAAGGCGCAGGAUGAUGACGAGGCUCUCCUGUCAUCCCUCCAGCAGUGCGUUGAUGAGUCUGGUGCAGCCCUCAAAGACCUGCAGGCCAGACGGGAACACCAGCAGCCGGUCACCCAGCGUAGCGUCUUCGCCAACUACGUACGUGACAGCCUGGUAACCAUGUCCAAGCGGAAGUUCAAGAAGGUGAGGUCAGCCAUGAACCACAUCCUGUCCGAGGUGAUGGAGGAAGACAGUGACGCCGAUGAGACGAUUAGCUAUUUUAAGAUUGAAAAUUGACAUUUUGUGCAUCAGAAUUCAAAUUCGAAACGUUUUACUGCAAUGAUCACAAAUGGUGCAGACAAACAUUUAACAGCAUCAGGAAACAUCCGCAGGUUUUUAUAGCCUGCCACCUUUCCAUGAUCCUCUCCGCUGUGCCUCCAAAAGGAGAGGGAGAGGAGGGAGGAGGUGAAGGGCAGGAGCAUCUCAUCUCAGAAGUCUCCUGAGUUUAUAUUCUUUUUCUGUAUUAUUCAGUUAUUUUUGUAUUUCCUUCCAUGUCGCCAAGUGAAUGUACAUUUGUAAUGUAUGCGUGAUUACCUUGGUGAGUGAAUGUGGACGUGUUGUGUAGUGUCAACGCAAUAUUUCAGUUGCUUGAAUUGUCAUGUGGUGUCUCCUCCAUGAAGAAUGUAAAAGGGGGAUAAAAUAAAAAUGUUUUUUUUAAGACA
Cottoperca gobio is the source of this 1392-nucleotide messenger RNA. RefSeq lists its product as uncharacterized. The record is from RefSeq and is a predicted model, not a curated record. The coding region runs from base 35 to 967 and encodes 310 amino acids. The transcript has 3 exons. Lineage: Eukaryota; Metazoa; Chordata; Actinopteri; Perciformes; Bovichtidae.